AUGCCACAUGGACCUUAUUUAUUUAGUCAUCAUUGGCCAUUUACAUCGAUUACUAUUCAUUAUCAAAAACAACAAACUCGAGGUGUAUGUUAUCGAGAUGGUACUCUUCAUUUUAUUCUCAGUAAUAAUCAAUUAUGUUCUGGACUGUAUUAUGGUGGACAAGCGAAACUCUUCUGUCAAUUUAAAAAUAAUGAAUAUUGUAUGAUUAAUAUGCAAACAAGCGAUGGUAGUCCAUUAACAUGUGUUGGAUCGAAAAUAAAAUCAAUGACAAUUGUAUCUAUUUUAUGUUUUCUUCUUAUCAAUUUCAUUUAUAAAAAUCGAUUAUUAUUUGAUUAA
Molecule: messenger RNA, 336 nt
Organism: Rotaria sordida
Lineage: Eukaryota; Metazoa; Rotifera; Eurotatoria; Philodinida; Philodinidae
Source: the annotation of a GenBank genome assembly